Somion occarium is the source of this 3993-nucleotide messenger RNA. NCBI's taxonomy places the organism in Eukaryota, Fungi, Basidiomycota, Agaricomycetes, Polyporales, Cerrenaceae. The record is from the annotation of a GenBank genome assembly.
GACGUCAACAAGCAGUAGGCGCCCAAGCAGUCUGCACCUCUUCUGCUUUCCACUUCUACCACCGCUGCUCGUCCAAAAUUUGAGCAGCAAAGCUCUAUUCUUUGCUUAAUCUCUUUCUUUCCUUCAGUCAUGCUGCAGAGGCCACCCGGUUUGCUCAGGCGUUGGCCUUCCGUGGCAUUGCGUUGUAGGUGGCAAGGUUACCAGCUCAACUCAAUAAGAGCCUAUGCUACUGCCAAAACGCCCUCGCCUAACGAUGCCUUUGCGACUGGCACCAAUGCGUACUAUGCUGAGCAGAUGUACCGGCAUUGGAAAGAGGAUCCCAAAGCGGUCCACCCAUCUUGGGACGCGUACUUCUCGGGCAUGGAAAGAGGCCUUCCAAGUGCGCAAGCUUUCCAACCCCCUCCAAGUCUCGUUUCCUAUCCCGCUGGCGGCGCUCCAGCACUGCAUGCUGGCGGAGGUGCCGAGCUAGAUGACCAUCUCAAGGUGAGUUGUUGGUGUACUAUAUACGUCAUAUCCCUUUGCGUGCAUUUCUCGCUUGAGAGAUUAUUCACUCGGUGAGCGAGAUGAAUGUUCAAUUGCUCGUUCGUGCUUACCAAGUUCGCGGCCACCAUGUCGCCGAUCUGGACCCUUUGGGCAUCCUCGACCCUGACUUGAGUAAUGCCUAUCCUCCCGAAUUGGAGCUCAGUCGAUACGGGUUCACUGAGCGCGAUCUCGAAAAGCAAAUCACUCUUGGACCCGGUAUCCUUCCCCACUUUGCCACCGAAGACAGGAAAACAAUGUCAUUAGGCGAAAUCAUCAAGGUCUGCAAACGUAUCUACUGUGGUGCAAUUGGUAUCCAGUAUGUGCACAUUCCCGACAAGGAGCAGUGCGACUGGAUUCGUGAGCGUAUCGAGAUCCCAAAGCCAUGGAACUACACGGUCGAGGAGAAGCGCAUGGUCCUCGACCGUCUGAUCUGGUCCGAGUCUUUUGAAAAAUUCAUGGCGAGCAAAUACCCCAACGAGAAGCGUUUCGGUCUCGAGGGUUGCGAAGCUCUCAUUCCCGGUAUGAAGGCCCUCAUUGACCGCUCGGUCGAACACGGUGUCAAGCACGUCACAAUGGGCAUGCCCCACCGUGGGCGUCUUAACGUAUUGGCGAACGUCAUCAGAAAACCCAUUGAAGCUAUCUUGAAUGAAUUCUCUGGGACUGCCGACGAUGACGAUUUCCCUGCUGGUGACGUGAAGUACCAUCUUGGCGCCAACUACGUCCGACCGACGCCGUCUGGCAAGAAGGUGUCCUUGUCACUCGUGGCCAACCCUUCACAUUUAGAAGCUGAGGAUCCUGUUGUGCUCGGAAAGACUAGAGCAUUGCAGUACUUUGAGAACGACGAGGGGAACCACUCCACCGCGAUGGGCGUUUUGCUUCAUGGUGACGCGGCGUUCGCUGGCCAGGGUGUCGUUUACGAGACUAUGGGCUUCCACAACCUACCCUACUACGGCACCGGAGGCACGGUCCACUUGAUUGUCAAUAACCAAAUUGGCUUCACCACUGACCCUCGUUUCGCACGUUCCACACCUUACCCGUCCGACCUUGCCAAGGCCAUCGACGCGCCGAUCUUCCACGUGAAUGGCGAUAACGUCGAGGCUGUCAACUUUGUGUGCCAGCUUGCGGCAGAUUGGCGUGCCAAGUGGAAGAAGGAUGUCGUGAUUGACAUCGUUUGCUACCGUCGUUACGGCCACAACGAGACUGACCAGCCGAGCUUCACUCAGCCUCGCAUGUACAAGGCCAUUGAGAAGCACCCGUCUCCAUUGACCAUCUACAGCAAGCGCCUCAUUGAACGGGGUACGUUCACUCAGACUGACAUUGAGGAGCACCGCAAGUGGGUGUGGAGCAUGUUGGAGAAGGCGGCCGCCGGUGCUAAAGAUUACGUGCCGACGAGUAAGGAGUGGUUGUCUGCGGCAUGGCCGGGGUUCCCCUCGCCGAAACAAUUGGCUGAGGAAACCUUGCCCACUGCCGAUACUGGAUCAAACGAGGAGUUGCUGAAGAAGAUCGGCAAGGCGAUCAGUUCAUUCCCUGAAGGGUUCCACCCUCACAGGAACUUGGCUCGUAUUCUCGUUAAUCGGAGCAAGACCGUUGAGGAAGGUAAGGGUAUUGAUUGGGCUACUGCUGAAGCUCUCGCUUUCGGUUCGCUCGCGCUCGACAAGAUCCACGUCCGUUUAUCCGGUCAAGAUGUUGAGCGUGGUACCUUCUCCCAACGUCACGCCGUUGUCCAUGAUCAGGAGACCGAACAGCAGUACAUCCCAUUAAACGACCUCGGCAGCAACCAAGCAAAAUUCGUCGUCUGCAACUCGUCGUUGUCCGAAUUCGGCUGUCUCGGAUUCGAGUUGGGUUACUCGCUUGUCUCACCUGACGCGUUGUCCAUUUGGGAAGCUCAGUUUGGCGACUUUGCGAACAAUGCACAAUGUAUCACUGACCAGUUCAUCGCAAGUGGUGAGAGGAAAUGGUUGCAGCGGACUGGUUUGGUCGUGAACUUGCCCCAUGGUUUCGAUGGUCAGGGGCCGGAGCACUCAAGUGGAAGAAUUGAACGGUUCCUCCAGUUGUGUGAUGACCAUCCAGAUGUCUUCCCUUCACCGGAGAAGGUUGAGCGUCAACACCAGGAUUGCAACAUGCAAAUUGUCUACCCUACCACCCCCGCGAACUACUUCCACGUCCUCCGCCGUCAAAUCUACCGUGACUUCCGUAAACCAUUGAUCGUAUUCUUCUCAAAAUGGUUGCUUCGUCAUCCCAAAGCCAGGUCUGAGCUUUCUGAAAUGAUCGGCGACACUCACUUCGAGCGCUACAUCCCCGAUCCUCAUCCCGAACAUCUGGUUGCCCCUGAACAAGUUAGACGGCACGUUCUUUGCUCUGGUCAGGUCUACCAGUACCUCAUUGCGGAACGUGAAGCUCGUGGUAUCAAGGAUGUUGUCAUCAGCCGAUUGGAGCAGAUUUCGCCCUUCCCCUACGACUUGCUCACUCCUCACCUUGAUAAAUACCCCAACGCUGACCUUCUCUACUGCCAAGAGGAGCCGCUCAACAACGGAUGCUGGACUUACGUUGCACCUCGUAUCUUGACCGCUGCUAACCAGACUGAGAACCACAAGGGCAAGUACCCAUUGUAUGCUGGUCGUGAACCUACCAGCUCCGUUGCCACUGGUAGCAAGGCCCUUCACAAGAAGCAGAUCGAGUCAUUCCUCGACCAGGCCUUCUCAUUAUAAAUUAGACUUUGCGACGCAUGCAGACUACAGUAACUUGUUUUUGUUUUGUUUUGUUUUUAUCAUCCAUGGUACUUGUUUUUGGACACUAAUGCAAGAAUAAUAUUCACUCUGAAUGUACAAUGUGUGUAGAGUGAGAUAAAAAGACACAUUGUAGCAAAGAAAAAAAGAUCAGAAGGAAAGCAAAGAGAUUGGGAGCAAUCAUUCUUUUCUCCUCCGUUUGCUGCUCCUACCUUCUUCCUUCUCAGUCUCUCGCUUGCUCUUCAUGCCAGCAGCGCGCAUGUACUCUUUUCGCUUUUCCUUGUCCUUUUCGCUUUUCUUCGCUUCCUCCUUUGCCACCUUCUUCCGAUGCACCUCCUUCCGCUCGUUCUGCUUCUCUCUCCUCCGUACCACCUGAUCCUUGCGCAACGCCCUGAUUUGCUGCAACAGCGCAAUCGCCUUCUUCUCCUCUGGCUCGAGCACCACGGCACGUUUCUGCAUGUUGGACUGCAACUUCUUGGGUACUUUUAGAGGAUUGAAUCGUCGUGCUGAACGCUCGACCUUCUUGUAUGUCGAGUUGACGUUCAGAGGCGUCUUCACACCUUCCUCGUGUCGUACUUGACCAGUCAGUCGCAUGCCUUGCCAUGCGCCCUUAUUGGACAGUAACAAAGAAGUGACAGGGUUGUAAAACUUGCGAGGCUGUAUUGAAUACCAAGCACGAAGGAAGACGAUGUCUGUAAAGCAGCAAUUAAUACAAAUGUCUUGGCUGUUAGGCAGACGCAAGAAC